UUCUCAUUUACAGUUUCGUAUGAAAUAAAAAUAGAUCGGACGAUUUAAAAUAAACUUAUUUGAUGUGUAGUUGACUAAAUUAUGUAAAAUAUGAUAUCUUGUAAAGCCUUUAUUCAAUACAGGUAAUUUGCCGUGUCUAGUUCAGGUAUUAUCAAUAUAAACAUCUAGUAUAUAUUUUGUACGUUACUUACAUUUUCAUUCGGAAAAAAAUAUCUUAAUGUGAGCAUUUAUUUGUUUUUUAAACUCAGUGAUAUUUAAAAGAUUCGUUGCCGGAAUAGUUUAAAGAUUUGAAAAAUGGAAAAUAUUAAAUUAUUUUGCACGACAAAUUUGAAAUAUGUUACUGCUGGUUUAGCAAUAAGUGUGACAACGAUAUUUAUAGUCCGGAAAAUACGGAACAGACAAAAGAAAAGGGUUUGUGGAGUAGACUACCCGGCGAACACUGUCAUAUUACAUCAGUUUGAGAGAGGAAAAACUGCACCGAGCGUCGGCCACUUUGUUAUGAAACUAGAGACAUUUCUCAGGGUCAAUAAAAUAACUUAUCAGUCGGAUUUCAACUACCGCAAUGGACCAAAAGGAAAGGUUCCGUGGAUUGAGUACAAUGGUACAACGAUGGGUGAUUCACACAUGAUUAUUGAAAUGUUGAAUAAGGAAUUUAAAAUUGACAUGGACAAUCAUUUGUCAGAGUACGAAAAAGCAGUAGCCUGGGCUAUUCAGAAGUGGAUAGAAGAAUAUAUGUAUUGGCUAAACGUCCACACACGAUGGGUUAUAUUCCCUUCCGAAAUGUUUGAAGAAGGACUUGCUAAUUUUUCAUCAGCAUUAAAACCGUUGAUACGAAGAAAGGCUUUGGAUAUGACGUUUAAAGUAGGAAUUGGUCGGCAUAGCAACAGUGAGGUGCACGAGCUAAUGGUGAAUGACCUCCGAAAAUUUUCACAAAUUCUAGGGAACAAAAUGUACAUAAUGGGAGACAAAAUGGCUGUCGUAGACUGUGCAGCAUUUGGAAUACUUUCGCAGAUACGAUGGUGUACUCCAUCCAAGUGUCCUGGAACAAAACUACUACAUAGUGGUGAACUCUCCAAUGUUGUAAGUUACAUGGACAGGAUAAAGGAUACGUAUUGGCCAGAUUGGGAAUCACUGACAGCAGACAAAUAGCGUACCUGAGCAACUGUAUUCAAAUCUGUUGAGUGGACCAACUGUUGAUAUAGCUCGCAUAUAAACAUUUUUUUUAAAUUAAUUUUUUGUGUUUGUUGUCUAUUUUGAACACAAAUGUGUAAGUGCAGUACAAAUAUACCGAGUUUCUUUUUUCUCAAACUAUUCUAUUUAGAUUUGAAUUUAAGAGGAUUUUUUAAGGAGUUAUAUGGCAUUUAUGAAUGGAUUUUAUUGUAAGUCCAAUGUAAAAUAUCGAUAUCUUAUGACGGAAAUUCAGGAGAGGUAACAAUAGUUUAAGUGUCGCAUUCACUUCAUUAUUUCUGUGACUGUAUAUUCGGAUUAUCACAGAUCUGGAUAAAUAUUCAUGCCGAUAUAGCUUUUACUCAUAAAGGGUCACGUGAAUGUGUGUGUUUGCGUUAGUGUACCCUCGCCACCGGAAAGAGACCACAUGGUGAAGCAAAACGUGAAUUGACGUUUUCGAGCUAUUUAACGCAGCCAAUGUACACACAACGUUUUACCUCCGCCAGUGAUGACAGAUUGCUGCAGUGAUGCUAGAAAUCUAAAAUUUGUUGAUUACAUGUAUGUGUUUAUUAACAUUACACAAAUAAGGACAAUUGCUGUAGACUAACUGUGCAUUGACUGGGGAUACUAUCAGAUAAUUUUGGUCUUGUUUCCUCAUGAAAUUUUCAUAAAAUGAGCAUGUUAGAAAUCGAAACAAUGAUAUUGAACUUAUCUACGUAGUAUGAAUAUACCAAGGAUGUUAAUAACCUGUCUGUAAUAAUCAGUACAUUUUAGAUUUCUGUCAUCACUGCAGCAACCUGUCAUUACUAGCGCUUGUAAUACGGUAUGAUAAAGUAUUAUUAGAGUAUCUGCGGGGUGAACAUUAAAGAAAGUGUUAGCUAUAUGAUAUGUCAUGUUGUUUCACUAUACUAUAAAUAUGAUAAUUAAUUUAUAUAUAUUUUAUAUUUUUAUUUUUUAUUUGCUACAAUACAUUGCAUAUUUUAUCUACAAGCUUGAAAUAAAAUGUAAAAAUGCUCAAGAUAUUAAAUGUUAUUAUAUCAAACAAUUUUCUGCAAUUGUGCAGAUUUUCUAUUCUUUCAGGAACAUAUGAAAAAUA
This is a messenger RNA of Ruditapes philippinarum (Manila clam), 2263 nucleotides long. Its product is annotated as failed axon connections homolog. Bases 295 to 1149 code for a protein of 284 amino acids. The record is from RefSeq and is a predicted model, not a curated record. The transcript is spliced from 6 exons. Gene Ontology annotation, cellular component: cytoplasm. NCBI's taxonomy places the organism in Eukaryota, Metazoa, Mollusca, Bivalvia, Venerida, Veneridae.